Artibeus jamaicensis (Jamaican fruit-eating bat) is the source of this 3150-nucleotide messenger RNA. RefSeq names its product mitochondrial poly(A) polymerase (gene MTPAP). Lineage: Eukaryota; Metazoa; Chordata; Mammalia; Chiroptera; Phyllostomidae. The coding region runs from base 29 to 1783 and encodes 584 amino acids. The transcript is spliced from 9 exons. Gene Ontology annotation, molecular function: poly(A) RNA polymerase activity. The record is from RefSeq and is a predicted model, not a curated record. Gene Ontology annotation, cellular component: mitochondrion.
UCGUCUUAGCGUUCCAGCUACUUUGACAAUGGCUGCUGGCGGUGUGAGUUUGUUUGCCCGUUUACCCAUCUGCGGUCAGCGAAGUCAAGUCCUGCGUCCAAUCCACAGGCUUCUCAGUGGCCCAGGAACUGUGGCCGCAGACCCCAGGAGAGAAGAGCAGUCCUUGGGGAUCGCGGAGACAGGCUCUGAAGACAGGACUCCCAAAAAGAGAUUCUCUGAGGUGCAAAAAGAAAGACGAGAACAGGCACAGCGGACUGUUCUAAUACUUUGCCCAAAUAAAAUCAGUGAAAAAAAGUUUCUCAAGUAUUUAUCCCAACAUGGACCUAUUAAUAAUCAUUUCUUCUUUGAAAGUUUUGGUCUUUAUGCUGUCGUAGAAUUUUGUCAAAAGGACAGCGUAGCUUCACUGCAGAGUGUGACUCGUAUUCUGAGCGUGGGCACAGAGGCCGCGAUUCCAUUCAGGUCACGUUUCUUCAAUUUAAAGUUGAAGAAUCCAGCCAGCCAGACUUCUGAGCAGUCAGAUAUACCAUGCAGUAGCCAGUCGCCUCCCUCAAACAAGAAGCUUUUCGAAUUACUUUGUAAUGCCGAGAGUGUGGACGAUCAGCUGAACACUCUGUUGAAGGAGUUCCAGCUGACGGAGGAGAAUGCGAAGCUGCGCUACCUCACCUGUUCGCUCAUCGAAGACAUAGCAGCUGCGUAUUUUCCGCACUGUGAAGUCAGACCCUUUGGCUCUUCUGUGAAUGGUUUUGGGAAAUUAGGAUGUGAUUUGGACAUGCUUUUGGACCUAGAUGAAAUUGGAAAAUCCAGUGCUCACAAGAACUCAGGAAACUUUCUGAUGGAAUUUCAAGUGAAAAGUGCUGCUUCAGAAAGAAUUGCAACUCAGAAGAUCCUGUCUGUGAUAGGAGAAUGCCUUGACCACUUUGGCCCUGGUUGUGUGGGUGUACAAAAAAUACUGAAUGCUCGGUGUCCGCUAGUGAGGUUCUCACACCAGGCCUCUGGAUUUCAGUGUGAUUUGACUGCUAACAAUAGGAUUGCCUUGAAGAGUUCUGAACUCCUGUAUAUAUACAGUGCCCUGGACUCACGAGUGAGAGCCUUGGUGUUCAGUAUCCGGUGCUGGGCUCGAGCACAUUCUUUAACGAGUAGUAUUCCUGGUGCGUGGGUCACAAAUUUCUCCCUGACGAUGAUGGUCAUCUUCUUUCUCCAGCGGAGAUCACCUCCUGUUCUUCCAACACUGGACUACUUAAAAACCCUAGCAGAUGCAGAAGAUAAAUGUAUAAUAGAAGGCCACAACUGUACAUUUACUUGUGACUUGAAUAGAAUUAAACCUUCAGAAAAUACAGAAACACUAGAAUUAUUACUAAAGGAAUUUUUUGAAUAUUUUGGAAAUUUUGCUUUCAAUAAAAAUUCCAUAAAUGUUCGACAGGGAAGGGAACAGAACAAACCUGAAUCUUCUCCACUGCACAUUCAGAAUCCUUUUGAAACUUCUCUCAACAUCAGCAAAAAUGUAAGCCAAAGCCAGCUGCAAAAAUUUGUAGAUCUGGCCAGAGAAAGUGCCUGGAUUUUACAUCAGGAAGAUAAAGAUCACCCUUCCCCAGCAAGUCAUCAGCCAUGGGGGCUGGCAGCCCUGCUGCUGCCUUCUGUCACAAACAGCGUGUCUCAUGCCAAGAAGAAAAGGAAGAAGCCUGCAAGCGAAAGGGUUAAAAACUUGUUGGAGUCCAUAAAAAGUAGCGGUACAGAAAAUUCCACAAACACCAGUGGGAAAAGAACAGUUAGUACUCAGGCAUAAUGGCUACUGCUUGGCUUUGAGAGCUGGUUGCAUCCUAGAAAAUGCCUGGUGGAGUUUUCACAAAGCUCAACUUUCACCUGAUGUCUCCUCUUUUCGUGAUCUUUGAUCUUCUCUUUGGGUCCUUGAUCUGGUCUCAAGUUCUGGGACAUUUUCAGGCUGAUGAGGCUACGACACAGGCACUUUAUUAAAACAUCAGCUACAAGGAACAGGUGAAUGAAGAUUGAAAUGUACUUUAAUAGAUACACUGUACAAAGCAAACGGUAAAAAAUUAGUUUUAGAAUCAUUGUCGACACCUUUGUCAGUCCCUAGGUAUGUACAGGUACAGUCGAUAAAUGCAAUAAAGCUUCACAUUUUGGUAAUACUCUUUAGUAUGUAUUUCUGUAUUCUGUAAGCAAAGUGCUUUUAUUCACAUAUAAACUAAAAGGGGUUGGUAAUGAUUUUGAAAAAAUUGUUCAUGUUUUUAAAAGAUGAAUGCAGACAUGUAAGUCACUAUGUUCUGGGUAUUCUGUGCCAUAUUGGUACAUUGUAUUUUAAAUAGUUUUUCUGUUUUAAAAAUUAAAGCCCUAUUACUAUUAAUCUGUAAUAUUGCUGGUAUCUCCUCACUUCUCUUUUGAAAACUUCUUUAUUUUCUGUAGGAAAUAGAUGUGUUGAAAUAUAAUUCCAUUACAUUUCCUAUGAAGUAACUUUCAUUUUAAGAAGCAAAAGUGUGGUGUUUGAAAACUCGGACUUGAGCUAGGUGGGCUUCUUGGUAAAUUACUUGGUGCCCGUGGGCUCCCAGUUGUUCAUGUGUAAAUGGGAUAAUGGUGCCCACUGCACAGCUUCUUGUGAAGACCAGGUGAGGUACGUAUGUCUUGAGCGUGGCAUGUAGUACUUGGUACUUCUCUUUAGCUAUUCCUUUUUUGUGUUUGUGGUAUGUGAUUACUAUUCUUGACUACUCAGAAUUCAGAUUUAGAGUGGGUAGUAGUUUUCAAAAUAGUUUCCCAUGUAAAUUUUCAGUCACAAACUAUAAUGAGCUCUGCUUUGGAUGUUUUGGGAAACUAAUAGAAUUGUUAUGAGGCAAAUAAGUUCUGUGUAUAGCCAACUUCUGAAACCAACAAAUAAGUAUCACUAUUCUUUUUAUAAGUGGUGUCUUCAAAAGCCAUUUUUCACUCAUUCUUUAAUUAGGUUUAUUUUGUUGGGCUAGAAACCUGUAUUAAGAAUUAAAGAGAGGUUUUAAAAGCAUAAGUAUUUAACAGCUUCUAAAUGAGGUGAUUUUUUUUCUUUUUUUGGACAUUUUUCUCUUAGAUUGGUGUUAAGUCUAAAAUGGUCAUAUAAGUGCAUGAAAUGUAUGUAUGUGUUAGCAUUUUCUUUUUCAUAAUUUGUAGAAU